Liolophura sinensis is the source of this 5599-nucleotide messenger RNA. RefSeq lists its product as uncharacterized. Gene Ontology annotation, molecular function: protein binding. Lineage: Eukaryota; Metazoa; Mollusca; Polyplacophora; Chitonida; Chitonidae. The transcript is spliced from 21 exons. The record is from RefSeq and is a predicted model, not a curated record. Bases 24 to 5402 code for a protein of 1792 amino acids.
CACCACCAGGCACGCCAAAGGUUAUGCCACCACCAGGAACGCCAAGUGUUGUGCCCCCACCAGGCACACCAAGCGUUGUACCAUCACCAGGCACACCAAGUGUUGUGCCCCCAUCAGGCACACCAAGCGUUGUACCACCACCAGGCACACCAAGUGUUGUGCCACCACCAGGCACGCCAAGUGUUAUGCCACCACCAGGGACACCAAGUGUAGUACCACCACCAGGCACACCAAGUGUUGUACCACCACCAGGCACCCCAAGCGUUGUACCACCACCAGGCACGCCAAGUGUUGUGCCCCCACCAGGCACACCAAGUGUUGUACCACCACCAGGCACGCCAAGUGUUGUGCCGCCACCAGGCACACCAAGCGUUGCACCACCACCAGGCACAAGUGUUGUGCCACCAAUAGGCACGCCAAGUGUUAUGCCACCACCAGCGACACCAAGUGUCCUACCUCCACCAGGCACACCAAGCGUUCUACCACCACCAGGCACACCAAGUGUUGUACCACCACCAGGCACGCCAAGUGUAGUACCACCACCAGGCACGCCAAGUGUUGUGCUUCCACCAGGCACACCUAGCGUUGUUCCACCACCAGGCACACCAAGUGUUGUGCCACCACCAGGCACGCCAAGUGUUGUACCACCACCAGGCACACCAAGCGUUGUACCACCACCAGGCACACCAAGCGUUGUACCACCACCAAACACUCCAAGUGUUGUGCCACCACCAGGCACGCCAAGUGUUGUACUCCCACCAGGCACACAAAGCGUUGUACCACCACCAGGCACGCCAAGUGUAGUACCACCACCAGGCACGCCAAGUGUUGUGCCCCCACCAGGCACACCAAGUGUUGUACCACCACCAGACACACCAAGUGUAGUACCACCAUCAGGCACGCCAAGUGUAGUACCACCACCACCAGGCACGCCAAGUGUUGUGCCCCCACCAGGCACACCAAGUGUUGUACCACCACCAGGCACGCCAAGUGUAGUACCACCACCAGGCACCCCAAGUGUUGUGCCCCCACCAGGCACACCAAGUGUUGUACCACCACCAGAAACACCAAGUGUAGUACCACCACCAGGCACGCCAAGUGUAGUACCACCACCACCAGGCACGCCAAGUGUUGUGCCCCCACCAGGCACACCAAGUGUUGUUCCACCACCAGGCACGCCAAGUGUUGUGCCCCCACCAGGCACACCAAGCGUUGCACCACCACCAGGCACGCCAAGUGUUAUGCCACCACCAGGGACACCAAGUUUCGUACCUCCACCAGGCACACCAAGCGUUCUACCCCCACCAGGCACACUAAGCGUUGUACCACCACCAGGCACGCCAAGUGUAGUACCACCACCAGGCACGCCAAGUGUUGUACCACCAGCAGGCACACCAAGCGUUGUACCACCACCAGGCACGCCAAGUGUUGUACCACCACCAGUCACACCAAGUUUUGUGCCCCCACCAGGCACACCAAGCGUUGUGCCACCACCAGGCACACCAAGUGUUGUACCACCACCAGGCACACCAAGUGUUGUGCCACUACCAGGCACGCCAAGUGUUAUGCCACCACCAGGCACACCAAGUGUUGUGCCCCCACCAGGCACACCAAGCGUUGUACCACCACCAGGCACACCAAGUGUUGUACCACCACCAGGCACGCCAAGUGUUGUACCACCACCAGGUACGCCAAUUGUUGUGCCCCCACCAGGCACACCAAGCGUUGUACCACCAGCAGGCACACCAAGCGUUGUACCACCACCAGGGACACCAAGUGUAGUACCUCCACCAGGCACACCAAGCGUUGUACCUCCACCAGGCACACCUAGCGUUGUACUACCACCAAGCACACCUAACGUUUUACCACCUCCAGGCACACCAAGCGUUGUACCACCAGGCACACCAAGCGUUGUACCGCCACCAGGCACACCGAGCGUUGUACUACCACCAGGCACACCGAGCGUUGUACUACCACCAGGCACGCCAAGUGUUGUGCCACCCCCAGGCACACCAAGUGUAGUACCUCCACCAGGCACACCAAGGGUUGUACCACCACCAGGCACACCAAGUGUUGUACCACCACCAAGCACACCAAGUGUAGUACCACCACCAGGCACACCAAGCGUAGUACCUCCACCAGGCACACCAAGCGUUGUACCACCACCAGGCACACCAAGUGUUGUACCACCACCAGUCACACCAAGCGUUGUACCACCACCAGGCACACCGAGUGUUGUAUCACCACCAGGCACGCCAAGUGUUAUGCAACCGCCAGGGACACCAAGUGUAGAACCACCACCUGGCACACCAGAUGUAGUACCACCACUGGGCACCCCAACAGCUCCAACUUGUGAAUACAAGGUGAUAGAUUUGGCUAGUGACGACUUCGUUGUCACAGCGUCCUCGUCUGACACGGGUAAUCCUGAGGAAGCUCUGGGUGGAUCCCUAGACUUUUGGUCACCAACUGACGAUGACGUCGAGGACACACCUUUUUGGUUGCUGGAAAUUUUGAGUUCUAAGGGCGACGCUGAAGUCGAGGAUGUUGAAUUUAACGUAAAAUACUCUACAGCCGUUACUGUCACUUUUAUCAAUAAAGAUAACCGACUUGUCGGCACCAAGGAAGAUAAUCUGGAAUCGGAAGUUCUCAACAGGGUGUCCUUCAAGGGCAUACACGUCAAAGCUCGCUAUGUUAAAAUCUACACCCCGAUCGUGGAUGGACUGCCUCUGCCUCAAGUUGGAGACGUUGUCGUCAGAGCUUGCUACAGUACACAGGUGACAACAACACCGCACGUGUCCACAGCCACCAGAAGCGCAUGCUUGCCUGACCAGUUUACAUGUCACAACGGAAUGUGUGUUAACAGAACUCAGAUCUGUGACGGAACCUUGAACUGCGCUGACGGUAGCGACGAGGAAAAAUGUACAACCCUGUCAUCCAUCAUUACCACCACAGCUCCAGCAGGUUGGUCUUCCUGGACCCCAUGGUCAGAGUGUUCGGUGAACUGCGGGGAAGGUGUUCGCACUCGCCAGAGAGUAUGCCAGGGUGAGCCUUGCAAAGGUAAGAACGUGGAAGAAGAGCCGUGUACUGAGGCUCCAUGCGCGUGUUAUUUCACCCAAGAAGAUUUCGAGAAGAACUUCGGAUUCCAGGGCUCAAACCCCAUCGGCUGGAUUGAGAAGGACGGCGAAUUCGGCCUGACGUCUGAUGAUGAGAGAGUCGAGAUUGAUGACGAAAUUGAAGAUGGCGUGACCGUACACGUAGAGUGUAAUAACUGUACUUGUGACAACGGGUUCAUGGACUGUAGUAACAAGACAUGCAAGGAAGACUGUCACUACACGCAGUGGUCGUCAUGGUCCACGUGCUCGAAAUCAUGUGACGUAGGCCAAAGGUCAAGGUCUCGAAAGGCCAUCCAAGGCUCUCUGGCAGGCAAACCAUGCGUUGAGCCCACACAGCAAGUGGAAGACUGUAACACCGAUAACUGUCCUGAACCACCCGAAUGGUCCACGUGGUCCGCGUGGAGCACAUGCUCAGCCACGUGUAACGGAGGUGUCACCACCAGAACCAGGACUUGCACUAAAUCCGGAAAAACGAACAAGGACGAAGAUUGUGAUGGCGAACCACUGGAGUCCGCUGCCUGUAACACUGAUUCUUGUACUACAGAAGGACCACCAUCAUGCGAAGGCGGGAAAGUCUACAAGAACUGCUCGGAGAGUUGUCCACGAACCUGUCAGGAACUGCGCAUGUCCGCUAUCUGCAUCGAACCCGAGGCUUGCGAGCCCGGAUGUGGUUGCAAGGAGGGAGAAGUGGAGUACCGGGGUCAGUGUAUCCUGGAGACUAACUGCCCCUGCUAUGACGAUCAGGGUAACGAGGUACCCGAGGGUAUCGAGGUCACGGAUUCACCCUGCGAAGUCUGUUCUUGUAAGAAUGGUCAAUACAAGUGUCAACAGAAGGACGACUGUGACACGCCUUGUGGUUGGUCUGACUGGACGUCUUGGGGAGAAUGCAGCGUCACCUGCGGUGAAGGAACAAAGACGAGAUACAGGACACCAAACAACCCAGCACCAACCGGAAACGGCGCUGAGUGCGAAGGUCCAUCGUCCGAAACGGUCAGUUGUCAGCGUGACGAAUGCCCAGCAGCCUGUUUCCAGGGUAACUCUUCUUACACCAUCGGUCAACUGGUCAGCACUGACGAAUGUACCGAAUGCUACUGUCGCGAAAACAUCGGAAUCGUUUGUAACGAAAAGGAAGACGCUAUCGUCGAUGGCGGCUACACUGGCUGGUCCUCGUGGUCUCAGUGUAACUCCGACUGUGUCGGUGGAAUGAAGAGGAGGACGCGCACAUGCGCAAACCCACUUCCGAAAUGCGGCGGCAAAACUUGCUCUGGUGAUAAUGUGGAAGAGAUCGACUGCAACUCUGACAUCCCAUGUUGUAUGACAAGUGAAUGGAGUGAGUGGUCCGAAUGUUCGGCCGCAUGUGACGGAGGCGUUCAGACCCGAGAGAAGAGCGUCAACGGCACGGAUUGUCCACAGCCUACAUCACAGUCCCGACCAUGUAAUACCGUACCUUGUACAGAAACUUGCAAGACCACAGAAUGGAGCGACUGGAGCGAAUGUUCCGUCACGUGCGGACGAGGUCAGAUGACCAGAACACGUGACUUUGAGGGAGAAGCCGAUCAGAAGUGCUCUGACGAACUUGAGGAGGUUACCGAUUGCUUCGCUGGUGACUGCGACUGCGACGAGGACAACGAAGUGUGGUCCAACCAUACAUACUGCGAGCGAACAUGCGUGAACCGCUUUGACCAUCUGAACCAAACUGUUUGCGACAUGGUCCGUGAGGGAUGUAUUUGCGCCGAAGGAUUCUUCCGAGACAACGGCAAGUGCGUCAGAUCCAGCAAGUGCGAUAUCUGCGUCGUGGACGGCGAAGAGAAGAAACCAGGCGAGACUUGGUCCAAGUCCACAGAUCCAUGCUACGUCUGUGAAUGCGUCGGAGGUGAAGAAGUCUGCACGCGAACUUGCGAGAUCCCAAAAUGCGAUGACGGUGAAGAACUGAGCUACGAUGUCCCUAACACAUGUUGCCCUAAAUGCGUCCCUGUACCAGAUACCUGCUCUCUCCGCGUGCGCCAAGACUACCUGGUUGAUGAAAUCUCGGGCUGUCGUUCUGUAGAACAAGUUGCCAUCACGUCAUGUGCCGGAGGCUGUGGAACCUCGUCUUCAUCUCCACUGCUGAUGAUGUCACGUGACAUGGCAGCCACUCAGAACUCCUGUAAAUGUUGCACGGGCGAGGUAGCCGAGGUCAAAGCCGUUACCGUUGAGUGUGGCGAGCAGAAGACGCGACAAGAAGCCUUUUACCCCGUCCUCAAGGGAUGUAGAUGCAACGCAUGCGCGGCAGGAGCUUCUCCACCAUAGACUACACACGGAAAGAAAGACAUGGAUUAAAAAUGACACGAUUCUUUCCGAAACGAUAUCAAACUGUCCCAGAUGUGUAUGAACAUAAUUAAAGAUUAAUAACUUUCACGUGCAAUAAUGAUGACUACUGCAAAUGUAUUCGUAUGGACAAUACACUAUACAAUUUUAAAAAUACCAAAAUAUAUUAAACAAAAAAU